CAGCGGCCCACGCGCGGGGGCGGCGCGCUCUCCGGCCGGAUGGGCGCUGCAGCACGUGACGCCGUGCCCGAGAGCCGCGCUGCGCUGCUAGAGGAGCUGCCGAUACUGUUGAAGUACCAGCCUGUUUCACUCCUCUUUCAAGAUCACCUGAUCAGCAGCAUGGCUUCUCCCUGCAAAGCCUCAGACUUCUUCUUCGUACUCAUUUCACUGCUGCUUCUACUGCCUGGAGUUGAAGCCCUGGAUCUUGGAGAUGAAGUUGCCCUCUUGCUGGGCUUAGCUGUCAGCGUCACUGGACUCUGUGCGUGUCUAGGCUGGUAUGCAAGAAGGAGAAAUGGACAGCUAUAACUUUAAGGAGAUGCCCAGGUCAAGAAUAAUUCUAAAGUCUUCUUGUUGGGAUUUAAGGUUUAAAAGUGAGUCAAGUUUCUGGUAGCUUUCUGAACUAUGAAGUGGGACCCUUCAAACUUCUCUUGCUCUGCUAUGCCAGUAAUAAGGACUGUGCUUGGCAGAAAGUGUUUGCAGGAUCUAUUCCCAUAGUAGUAAGAUGAUUUCAUAUAGCUUGUGAUGAGAUACUGCCUUAACACUAAGGUUGAAAUGAGCUAUUUGAAGAUUAAUGUACUCGGACUGAUUAAGUAAAAAUUUAAAAUACUGGGUUUUUUUGAGCAAAAUGCUUGACUGACUCUACAAGUUGGAUUGGAGUGGUUGGUCAGCAGAAAGCCAUUAAGAUACUAGUCAGGAUAGAAACUUGGAAGUACUGAAUCUCUCAGUUUGAGAACUAAAAAGCCAGGCCUAUUUGUAAAUGCACAGGUUCUUCCUAAUGAGAAUUUAAAAGGAAAAAAAAACCGUAAUAGCUCGUUUCUUUUGUCAUAGGGCUAAGACAUGGGAGCCUUAGAAAAAUCUCUAAUGGUAAAGCAUACCUCCACUGUAGCGUAGGUUUAUGUUACAAAUUAGAAUCCAUUUAAUAAAUAGCUUAGUUUUGCAAGAGGACUAUUAUUUUUCUUUAAUAUGGGUAUGAUGCAUAGGAAUGUCUGUAACAUGUCUGCUGGUCAAAGGGAAGGAAUUUAUGUUGUGAAAACUUGGAAAGGCCAAAUGUUUUGUGCAUGUAUCUUCUUUGUUUACAUCUUACAUUCAUUUCUCUCUGAAAUGAGUUCAGUUUGGGGUUUUGUUGUUUGCAGUAUCUUUAUAUUGGAAAAAAUCAAGAAAUCCAGUAAACUGUUUGACAAAAUUUUAAUAGCUGGUCAGUAGGCCCCACUUCAUGAUGAUGCCUUUACGCCUUCUUUAGCUAGCGCUGAUGCCCCAGUCCUAACUCCCCUGGGUUGUCCACUUGAGCUCUAUGCAAGAUUGUGGCCAAGGCUUGUGCCAAAAGAAAACAACUAAACAAGUAUUCAGAACUUUACUGAGAAGCUGGAGAAUGUUUUGGCAGAUAACAUGCCUGAAUUUUAAUAGUCUUGUUCUACACAUCCACAGCCAGAUCUUCUGAUGCGAGUAAAACUUUGAUAAGCAUUGUUCUGCAUUUUCUGGUCCUACCAGAAAAUACUAAUGGUGGUGAGGUAGAGCAUCCUACACAACAUCUUCCUUUCUACCAGCAGAAAGGCUAUAGUUAGGAAUGUUUUUUGACCACAUUGUUUCUAUAGGUGGUUUGGGGCCUUUGGAGUUGUUACCAGCCAGUGUUAGGCUGCUUUAUCUCAGUAAAAGUUCAGCCCCACACACAGUAGUGGAGUGACUAGAAGGUGAAGGUGAUCUCCUUUGCAACUUACACCGUGUGCAGCUCAACUGGAGCUGGCAACCUGGACUGGUAUAAUUGGGAAGUCAGUGAAGAGGGUAAGAGGCAGGAUGCAAAGCCCUGUUCUUUUGCUACCCCUUCUCUCUCCCUCAGAAGGUCUCAUAAUGAUGCAGCACAGAGCAAGGAAUAAAUGGUAAGGCAGAUUUGACAAGUCAUUGGGUAGUUUGACUAUAGUUUGAUUUCUGAAGCUUUUUAGACUUCCAGAUGUCAUUUAGAAAUGCUUUGGCCUGUAUAGCCCUCUUCUGUGGAAAAUGGACAACGGCUGUUAAACUCCGGGCUCUUCAAUCUUGUGAUUAAUCUCUUCCAAGCAACCUGGCCAGCAGGCUGCCAAAAUCCAUACAGGGUUGGAGUUGUAGGAACAAAUGCAGCUGCCCCUCAACAUCAGGUACAACAGAGAGAUCCCCUCUGCUCUUAGUCUGAUUCAGCUUGUGUGUACUACAUCAACAUCAGUUCAACUCAUAGGGUUGUUAUGUUCAGCUGCAGGCCUUUCCUCAGCUGACAUGCAAUGCCCUCUCCCUGAUGUUUUGAGGUCAAGAGUAGAAAGUGAUUCUGCAUGUACCAAAGCACCACAGUGAAAUUUGCAUUUUAAGAUUUACACUCCAGAAAGAAAGUAAAGUACUUAGUGAUGGCCCUGCCCUCCAUGAAAUGCAGUAAAGGGACCUCUGCUCAGCAGCUGUGGAUGACCAGAUAUGUUUAUAUAGCAAGGUAAAUGCUGCCACGUCCUACUCCAUGCUGUUAGCAAAAGGGAGGAGCAUGAGGGGGGAGGCAUAAAUACUGGAUGCACCCUUCCUUUCCCCACAUCUAAGUCUUUUUUUAUUCAUCAGUGAAUCUGUUUACCGGACCAAGGCUCACAAGCCUGUCAAACUGAACUUUUCAAAAAGAGCAAAAUGUGACCAUUGCUAGCUUUCCCCAAACUCCUCUAUCUUGUUCUCUUAAGAACAAGUGCUAGAUUCUUCUUUAGUAAUUUCUCACAAUUGUGUAUUAAGUUUUUCUCCCUUGUAGAGCAGCCAAGCAAAAAAUUCUUAUCAUCAUCACUACUGUCAGGUUAUGGGAUACUAGGAAUUGUAUUCUUUGCCUGUGGCCACAUGUACCUAACUGAAGGAUAUUUCUAUGCAUAAUGGUGUGUUUACCUGGUUUUGACAGAAACUACUUAUUGUAUUGCUAAAGAAUUGCAACUUUCAUGGGUUUACUUAACCGCAUGCAUACAUUCUGAUCUUCCUUUCGUUUUCCCUCAAUUUUUAAUAAAUUCUUUCAAGUAAGUUCUGGCGGUAGUUCAAUGAUUCAGCUUGUGUAAGAAGAAUAAAGGGCAUGGGAGAGAAAUGGCUGAAUAAUAAAAAGAGUUUAAAUAAA
Alligator sinensis (Chinese alligator) is the source of this 3130-nucleotide messenger RNA. It is a transcript of the gene SMIM30, whose product is annotated as small integral membrane protein 30. The record is from RefSeq and is a predicted model, not a curated record. NCBI's taxonomy places the organism in Eukaryota, Metazoa, Chordata, Crocodylia, Alligatoridae. The transcript has 2 exons. The coding region runs from base 40 to 345 and encodes 101 amino acids.